CAAAAGCCGUAAAUGCAGAAAACUUCUCGAUUUUAUUAAAAACAUAUUCGGGCAAGCUCACUUUAGGAAUCUCGACAUUAUUCAAAUUAGGAUUAGUUAAAAUGCCAUUAUUAAAAUUAGUACCGAAACACCGACAAUGGUACUGUUUGAAUCUUGUACCGACAAAAAUUCUUUUCACGCCCGACAUUAUAUUAAAGCCUCAUAUGCGUGUAGGAGGCGGUACUACUUAAACUGUGCCGAGACUUGAAAAGUUGGUACUAACGUGUGUGUGUCUGUGAUAACGGAACUCGAAACUGCGGUCGCGCUUUAUAGGCUUGGGGCAAAGGUGGUACCGAUGACUAUUUAUAAAUCGGAGACGAGUUUAAAUUUUUUGUCCAAUGUUUGCUGUAAAAGGGCCUCAAAAAUUAUAAUUAAAAAAAAAAAACGAUUAGUAGGUACUUUCAUAUUUGUGUAGUUUUAAGUAGUACCUAGGCUCUUUUGGGUCUUGGACUAUAAUAUUUUCUAUUAGAUGAUUAUUUUAACAAUGUGAUUAUCUAAAGUCAAAGUCCAAAUACUAUAGUAGUUUUAAAAAUAAAUUAGAACAUCCUUUUUCGCUAUUAUUGGUUUAUAAAACAAAUUAUUGGGCAAUAGUUUUGUGAUAAUAAUUAAAAAAAUUGGUUGAUUUUAAUAAAAUGAUCAUAAUGCAUAAUAAUUAUUCAAUGCCUAAUAUAAGCUGUAUCGAUUAUUGUCGAUACAAUAUGGCUCCCCAUCUCUACUAUCGAUAUGAAACAAUAUUCGAUUUACCGGCGCCCAUUCCUAUUAUUUUUGACAACUGGACGAAAAAGUGAGGUUAUGUAUGUUUAUUGUUUACUUUUUCAUAAUUAAUUAUUUAAAUAACUUUGAGUGGGUUUAAUUCUUUUAUAAAUAAUUGACACGUACUUAAAAUUAUGUAAAAAUGAUUCCUCGAAUAUCUUGGAGGGAACUUUUCCCUUCAAAAUUCAGUCAAAUUGUAUUUGUACUUUAUGUAUUGUUGUUUGUUAAUCAAGGCAUUUUAGUAACAGCCUCCCAACAGUCAGACAACAAAUACAACUACAACAUUGUCACUGUAGUAUUAAUGACUGAAUUAUUAAAACUAGUCUUAUCCACUUUGCUUUAUUGUAGAGAACAAAGUCCUGCUCAAUUAGUAAGAGAAAUUGUAAUUAAUAGGAAAGUGCUGGCAUUGUAUUUUGUGCCAGCUUUCUUGUAUUGCCUCUACAAUAAUUUGGCCUUUGUUAAUUUGUCAAAUUUCGAUCCUACUACGUAUUAUUUGGUGAUGCAACUUAGGGUUGUAGUUACUGGAAUAUUGUUUCAACUAAUUUUCAACAAACUCCUCAGCAAAAAGCAAUGGCUCUCUCUAAUAAUCCUGACAAUAGGCUGCAUGCUAAAGCAAAUCCCCAUGAACCAACCUCAAGAAGAAACAACCACCAAAUCCCAAUCUUUAGCCUUAAGUUUAGGAACUGUAUUAAUAUUUAUACAAAUUGUUUGUUCUUGUUUUGCUGGUGUAUAUAAUGAGUAUUUGUUAAAGAAUCAAGGCAACGAUGUUAAUAUUUUCGUGCAAAAUGUUUUUAUGUAUUUGGAUUCGAUUAUUUGCAAUGUUGCCUUGUUGUCGGUGAAUGGGUCAAUUGCUACUGCGUUUUUGUAUGAUAAUUUAGUGAAAGUUUUGCAUUAUAAGGUACUUUUAGUGAUGCUUAAUAAUGCUAUAGUAGGUAUUGUUACCAGUUUGUUUUUGAAAACUUUAAAUUCUAUAUUGAAAACUUUUGCAAGUGCGUUGGAAUUGAUUUUGACUGCAGUAUUAUCACUUGUAUUAUUUGGAAUUCCUAUUUAUUUGAAUACUAUUUUGAGUAUUUGUACUGUAAUGUAUGCUAUUUAUUUGUAUUCGCAAAAUCCUGUUAAUAAUAAAAGUGAUAGGGGUGGAGACGAGGAGGAAGAGCAAAUGUUACAAAUGGAAAAAGUUUGAUGAAUAAAUAAUACUGUGAUCAUACAUAAGUAAUUAAAAAAUGGUUUUAUUAACAAAACAAAAAAAUAUAUAUCACAAUUAAUACUAAAAUAACAAUAACUGGCAAGUACAUAUAUUGUCUAUUCACAAUCUGUAGUCCAAAGGUACAGGUAAAAUGUAUCACCUUUCAAUGCUCUUUGAUAGGGAAAGGUGAUACAUUUACCUGUACAUUUGCAUUUGGACUACAUAUUGUGAAUAGGAUACAUAAAUAAAUUUAAAAAUCUAAAUUCAUUCUUUUUGCCUGACAAUUUUGGCCGCAUAGAAAACAAUGGUGUUGCGCAGUUCCGACGUCAAACGGUACUUCAAGGAGCAAUAGGCCAAUACCCUAAACAGUACCAAGUAGGCCAGAAUAAUAUAAAACUGAAUCUUGUAGUCUUCUUCCAGCAUACCCAUGUCUUUCAAUAAUGCCUAUAAAUUUGUUUUAAUUAUUACAAUAUAUUGAAUUAUUAGAUAUUUACCUCUGGAUUUUUAUAAUGACAAUAAACAAUAUCCUCUGGACAAUUCAUAAGCUCUCUGUUUUUAAAUAGAGCUGUACUAAGGCCUACAACUCCAAACCUCAAAUAGCUAAAACUUAUAAUGACCUUCAUUACUGGCUCUAUUGCAGCUCUAUAUCCCAUUCCAUAACAUGCCAAAGCUAAUAGAGGCGCCAGAGCUGAAGAACCAACAACAGAACCAUUCUAAAUUAAUUAUACAAUUAUAUAAUUUGUAUGUAUAUAAUUGGUACUUACAGUUAUGCUAAAAAUUGAGCCGAUAAAGUAGCCAAGGCCUUGUGAGGUGAGGCCUACAACAAUACUCAAAGCAGAGAACCACAAAAACCUGUCCAAAUCUAGGGGUUGAUUAGUUAAAAAAUACACAAUUACAAGGAACAUUAUGCUGCAUAAAAUCAUCAAAGGCAAAGAGGCAAUUGUAAAUGCCAUAUAAUAGGCCUUUAGACUGUACCAUCUAUUGAAAUAUUCACGUUUCAUUAGUUUUACUUCAAUAGGAACUAAAAAACAAAGAUGUUUUUUUCAAUAUAUUUUGCUCACAAAUCAUUACUUACAAACAAGUACAGGUACCAUUACAUAAGUGUACAUAAAGAACACAUUAACGCUGAUUAUGUACUUGAAAAUAGCCAUGGUUUGGCUGGCGUCGUUUCCCAAUUUGAAAAAGAUGCCUCCUAUUAAAAGGCCGGAGCAUAAAUGGUGGAUUAUCUGGAUGAGCAUUACGCUGCGGUGGCGGAGCAUUUGCAAGUAGGUUCUGGAUAGGAGGAUGAUGAGUUGGCCCCAAACUGAUAGGGGGAAGAUGAUGUCUGCUUGGUCUGGAUUGGAG
Ceutorhynchus assimilis (cabbage seed weevil) is the source of this 3322-nucleotide messenger RNA. The record is from the annotation of a GenBank genome assembly. NCBI's taxonomy places the organism in Eukaryota, Metazoa, Arthropoda, Insecta, Coleoptera, Curculionidae.